Messenger RNA from Plectropomus leopardus (leopard coralgrouper), 681 nucleotides. RefSeq names its product interleukin-17C-like. Gene Ontology annotation, cellular component: extracellular region. The record is from RefSeq and is a predicted model, not a curated record. Lineage: Eukaryota; Metazoa; Chordata; Actinopteri; Perciformes; Serranidae. Gene Ontology annotation, biological process: inflammatory response. Gene Ontology annotation, molecular function: cytokine activity.
UUCACCAUGAAGACUUCAGCGGUUCUGCAGCUGGUAAAACGGAGCAUCAGGACGCGCACGCAGUCCCCCAGUCUCCUCUACGUGUUUAAUAUGUUUUUGUGUUUCUGGAUGUUUCAGAUCUACCUGGGCUCGCUGCUCAUCUUUAACCCCCAACCUGCUGCUGCUGCUGGGAGGCGCAGGUGCAUCGACGCGGACCAGGUGAAGCGCACCGAGUACCGGCUCCAGAAGAUGUACCAGCGCAAACUGCCGGAAUCUAAUCACCUGCAGGACGCGCGGACGUGCGCGCAGGCGGCCGCGGAGAUGCGCACGGACCUGAGUGACCGCUCCCUGUCCCCGUGGAGGUACAGGCUGAAAGGAGAACUCGACAGGGUUCCUCACGAGAUCACAUACGCCGAGUGUCUCUGUGACGGCUGCAUCAUCAACCAACGUGAAGACAUGAGCUACAACUCUGUGCCUGUGUUUUUUUCGAGGUUUGUCCACAGAAGGACUCUCUGUCCAUGGGACCCCAACAAAUACAUGUUGAAAAGGGAGGUUAUAAACAUCCCUGUGGCGUGCACGUGUGUUGAGCCCAGCACCGCAAAAUGAUCAUAUCGUACUCACAUCAAUGCUGCAUCUUUACUAACCAAAAACUACCUACCUAACCUAAUCUACCUACCUACCUAACCUACCUACCUAACCAAA